AUGUCUGCACCUCCAACUGGUUCAGUUACAUUUGGUACAACCCCAUCUGCAGAAACCCCGACAACAGUUCCAGCUCCUGGAGACAACCCUGACUCCACAACAGCUGGUCGUACCAGUGGUACUACGGCUAAUCCACCUAAUCAAGCUGAAUUGACCACAUUAUUAUCCAACAUGCUGAAUAUCACUAGUAAUGGAUCAGGUGACAUAAACAAUGUUCCACCUGAACAACGAUUUUGA
Messenger RNA from Schistosoma margrebowiei, 237 nucleotides. The record is from the annotation of a GenBank genome assembly. NCBI's taxonomy places the organism in Eukaryota, Metazoa, Platyhelminthes, Trematoda, Strigeidida, Schistosomatidae.